AGAAAACACCGCACUUCUACUAGUAUACGAGUAAUUUUAGACCACAAAAAAAGCAAAAACCACUGGAGCAAAAUAAUCCGACAAUCUCUCUCUCUCCUCUCACCUCAUUUGUCGUCAUUGCACGGCCACAUACUGUAAAAAUUCCCCCACAUCUCUCUCUCUCUCACACACAGUGACACACACACACUGUCUCUCUCUCCGCAUCGAGUCAUCUGGAACCUGGCACACGGCGAACCAAGAAAAAGUCUAAAAAAAAAAACCUCUCGAAAAUCUAAACCAAAAUCUUUAAAAAAAAAACCACCACCAAACAAACAACCCAACAUUAAAAAAAAAAAAAACCACCUCCAAACUCUCUCUCCCCUUCUCCUUCUCUCUCUAGAUGGAUUCAGAUUUCUGGACCUCCCGCCUGGCCGCCGCCAAGCGCCAAUUCACGUUGCAGAGCCACCACAACACCUCCCAACUGGAUCGGCUGAACAUCGACGAUUUCGAGGUUGAGGAUGAGGUCCGACCCGAUUUCCCGUGUCCGUACUGUUACGAGGACUUCGACAUCGCGUCCCUCUGCUCCCACCUAGAGGAUGAGCACUCGUUCGAGUCCAAAUCCGCCGUUUGCCCCGUUUGCUCUGUAAGAGUUCCAAGGGACAUGCUAAGUCAUAUCACUCUGCAACAUGGGAAUUUAUUCAAGUUGCAGAGACGUCGCAGAUUACGUAGAGUUGCGAUUCCCAACAGUCAGGCACUCUCCCUCCUUGGAAGGGAUCUUCGUGAGGCCCAUCUGCAGGUGCUUCUGGGAGGCAGUGGAUACCGGUCAAGCAAUGCAAAUUCAACUAAUGCCGCCACUGAUCCAUUCCUUUCUUCUCUUAUUUUGAAUUUCCCUGCAUCUGAAUCGGAAGAUAUUUCAAAAUCCGUGCUAUCGUGUGCUGAGGACGGUUCUACUAAGCGUGUGAACUCCUCACCUAUAUGGAAAGCAAGUUUGGAUCCGUCACUGAGCAAAGAAGAGCGGGAGAAAAGGAGGAGACAGGCUUCUGGAAGAGCUGUAUUUCUCCAGGAUCUUCUAGUCUCAACUCUACUAGGUGACUAGCGGAGCAGUUUUAAGUUCCAAAAACAAAAUAAUGUUGAAAUUAACUUAUUCAGUAAUCCCGAUAAGAGGCAGUUUCUGUUGUUAAUGUAAGAUUUCACAAUUUUCAGCUACCAAAUACCUGCCUCAUUUUUAGUGUUGUAAUUGUAGCAGCAGCAUUAGCCAAAUUGCUUACUCAUAAAUUUCCUGUUGUUAUGUAUUACUCCACUAAAGCUGUAAAAUUUAACAUCCUUUCUUGAAUCAUUAGAGAAUAUUUGUUA
Rhododendron vialii is the source of this 1332-nucleotide messenger RNA. RefSeq names its product protein DEHYDRATION-INDUCED 19 homolog 4-like. Lineage: Eukaryota; Viridiplantae; Streptophyta; Magnoliopsida; Ericales; Ericaceae. The transcript is spliced from 5 exons. The record is from RefSeq and is a predicted model, not a curated record. The coding region runs from base 380 to 1075 and encodes 231 amino acids.